Messenger RNA from Trichomonas vaginalis G3, 1017 nucleotides. RefSeq lists its product as uncharacterized. The record is from RefSeq and is a predicted model, not a curated record. The coding region runs from base 1 to 1017 and encodes 338 amino acids. The transcript has a single exon. Lineage: Eukaryota; Parabasalia; Trichomonadida; Trichomonadidae.
AUGUCGUCGCUAUACCUUUGGAACACUCUAAUGUUUAAUUGGCCUAUCAAUUUUAGACAUAAUAUUUCUACUUGGAGGUUCAGUAUUAAUCAAGACAUUUAUCUUCGAACCGACUUAAAUAUAAAAUACUUCAAUGGAACUCUUAAUUGCCAUCAUUGUAACUUCACAGUUAGGAAUGGUAAAUCAGACAGCUCGCCUCGAGACUUAAUCAUCACAGGAAGCAUAACAAACAUUGAAAACAUUAAUUUAUUCAUGCGAACACUACGACAUACUGGAUGCAAGUGUACAGUUGCAAUCCUUGUUGAUAUAGAAGCAUUUGGCAAGUUAACUAAAGAAAUGAUCUUAGACAUAGAACUGUGCGGUGGACAAAUCAUCAACAUGGGCAAACCAGAGUUCACAAUGGCACAUAACUACUAUUCUCUCAUCUAUUUAUGGAAUUAUUACAUUGCGAAAAGAAAUUUUCAUAGAUUUGAUCGAAUUAUGAAAUGUGACAUGUUUGAUACUAUAUUUCAAGGUGAUCCAUUUAACGAUGGCAUCGAACCUGAUAAAUUCUACAUGAUAGAAGAAGGAAAACCUGUAUCGUAUACUUUUUACGAUAAUAUUAUAAGAGCGCUUGGAAUAACUCCAAAAAAUCGAGCCAUGAUAGCAUGUGCAGGAAUUUUUUUUGGCUACACUGAACCGUUUACACGAGCACUGGAUUUAUUCUUUUUGUAUUUCUUGUGGGAUAAAGACUGGCACGACCAGCAUCUUUUCAAUGUCAUAUUUACGUAUAAUUUGUACAAAUACAACAAUGUCAAUUUUGUUUCAAUUCGUCCAAACGAAACGGUUAGACAUCUGUAUACUGUACGUGCGGAUAAUGAAAUUGGUUAUGUAGCAGGCAUAUACAAUAAUAAUAUUUAUGCGCAAAUUAUACAUCAUACCCAUGUAGCUCCUAAACUAUUGGAAAGUAUGAAUAAAUACUGUCCAAAUAAUAACACUGCACUUCAUAACUAUGUAACAAAAUACCGUGGAACAUAA